GCCUUACAUUGGGACUGGUAGUGUUCUUAGUACUUGUUUGACUUUUUGAUAUUUUUUCCCUACCUCUCCUUUAAAACCCAGCCACUUCUUCACCAUGACCGUUUCGACGGCAAGGAUGAUGGUGCCUACGAUGGUCGUGGCGUUUUUGUCUCCAUGUCUUGGGAUGAGCAAUGAAGUGGAUUAUGGGAAUUGGAACUACAGAGAGGGAGCAGAGAAUGUGAACGUGGCUAACAUACGCAGCGUGACUCGAGUGCUGGACGCCUGGGGCAAACGCAUAUUCAGAGAUAUCAAGACUCUCUUACACUCACAACCCAAUGCCCUCUUGCCAGACUACUCCAGGGUUCGUCCUCUCUCAGAGUCCCUAAAUGAUCUUUUCAGAGAAGUCUCCCACUUACAGAGGCGCAUCACAGAUCUUAACAAUCGCCUAGCAACCCUGGAACCCUUCCUCCGUCAUCAUGGUUACAGAGAGGAGGGGGAGGAAGGAGGGGAUGGCAAGGAACCGGCUCCUCAGAGUGUGGGACCAAGUCAAGUGAAGUAUCCACGGCACUACGUGGUUCGAGUGGUCCGUCCUGCGAACAGGGUGGUGAGAACCAGACGAGUCAAAGUGUCCAAAAAUGAAAAGGUUAAAGAGAGUGAGAGGUAGAGGGAUAGACGGAAGAUUUGCAAAUAUUACAAUCAGAUGCAUUAAUGUUAUUCAGGAAAUAUCCUUUAUACUGGGGAUUAAAUACAAUUUACAUAUUAAAAAUGUUAGUGUACUAUACAAGUGUGCAUUCAUUUUCUUUUGUCUGUACUCCUUCACGUUUGGGUCUCAAAGGUGCGAUUAAAGUUCCCUGGCAGGAAAGCAAAUGUUGGGAAUGUUGAUUGUGGAAAACUUUCCCAGCAGGAUAAUACCAAAUGAAAAAAGUACCUUGAGAGUAAAAACAGACACUCUCGCUCCUUCCAAACAAAGCUAAACAAGGAUGAAGCCAUAUACAAUCAGUUAUUAUUUUCUGUGAAUAAUCUUCAUUUAUGUAUUGGUAUCCAGAGACGUGUGUGACAGGAAUAAAAUCAGGUGAAUAAAUUUUAAUACUUUAAAAUAUA
Carassius carassius (crucian carp) is the source of this 1080-nucleotide messenger RNA. RefSeq lists its product as uncharacterized. The record is from RefSeq and is a predicted model, not a curated record. NCBI's taxonomy places the organism in Eukaryota, Metazoa, Chordata, Actinopteri, Cypriniformes, Cyprinidae. Bases 95 to 643 code for a protein of 182 amino acids. The transcript is spliced from 3 exons.